AUGACGGUGGCAGCGGGGAUCGGGUAUGCCUUGCUGGCAUUAGGACCUUCCCUCGCUCUCUUCGUCACUGUCAUCUCCAAAAAGCCAUUUCUGAUCCUCACCGUCCUCUCAAGUACUCUGCUAUGGCUGGUGAGCCUAAUCGUGCUGUCUGGAUUCUGGCGCCCAUUUCUCCCUCUCAACUCCGCCGCUUCCUGGCCGUUCGCCGUGCUUAUUAUCACCUCCGUCGCGUUUCAAGAAGGCCUCCGGCUGCUUUUCUGGAAAGUUUACAAGCGAUUGGAAGAUAUGUUGGAUGCGUUUGCAGACAGGGUAUCGAAGCCACGGUUGUACCCUACUGAUAAGAUGCUAAUUGCUCUGGCUGGCGGUUUAGGUCAUGGUGCAGCUCAUGCUGUUUUCUUCUGCCUGAGUGUUUUAACUCCAGCAUUUGGUCCAGCGACAUUCUUCGCUGAUCAAUGUCCGAAGCUACCAUUUUUCCUUGUUUCAUCAAUUAUUGCUCUUGCGUUUGCUACAAUUCACACAUUCUCGAUGGUGAUUGCCUUCAAUGGCUAUUCAGAUGGGAAUAAGCUGGACCAGCUUUUCGUCCCUGUGGUUCAUCUUGUCGCAGGAAUGGUGACGCUGAUCAAUUUCACGACUGGAGGGUGCAGUAUUGGGAUCCCGAUCCUCUACAUAAUCACCAUCUUGACCCUUCUGCAUUGUGGGAAGAUGGUGUGGGGAAAACUAACAGAGAACCAAAUCCGUCUAUAG
This is a messenger RNA of Linum trigynum, 741 nucleotides long. The record is from the annotation of a GenBank genome assembly. Lineage: Eukaryota; Viridiplantae; Streptophyta; Magnoliopsida; Malpighiales; Linaceae.